Messenger RNA from Gamsiella multidivaricata, 456 nucleotides. RefSeq lists its product as uncharacterized. The record is from RefSeq and is a predicted model, not a curated record. The transcript has 2 exons. The annotation marks the transcript as partial. NCBI's taxonomy places the organism in Eukaryota, Fungi, Mortierellomycota, Mortierellomycetes, Mortierellales, Mortierellaceae.
AUGGCCUUUGGCGACCUUCUAGGCUGCCAUCUUGUGGAACAUGAUCUGCGGGCGGGCGAGCCUGUGUGGUACAGUAGUAUCACGCGAAGCUUCCAGAGAACAGUGCUGUGGAUCCUAGUUUCGGAUCCAGCUUGGUGCGGUUGUUUUUCGGCACGGGGGGCCGUGUAUAAAUUACCUUUCGGAUCGCGGGCAGCAGGGGAUUGGCACCCUCCUGAGAGAAUGUUCUAUUCUGCUCAGGUUCGCACGCCACCGUGGGCUACGAGGAGAUUUUUCAGAACUGUCACUCGGAUUUGCCAGAGCCGUUCUCCAGCACUAAGAGCCAGUCCAAAGGAUCAAGAUAUCAAGUUAGCAGGAACAGGACGACCGAGGCAGGCUUGCGGGAAAAUACGCGGGAUUUAUAUGGCGCCUCCUACCAUUGUUCGGGACAAACAGGAACAUCCUGACCAGCGAGAAAUA